AUGAGCGCUCAAAGCUAUGAAGCAUCCUACCUGCGGUGGAAAUUUCUAGCGCUUCUGUUUAUUUUGGGGGAGGCAAUAUGGAAGAGCAGCGCUUGCCCCAAGUCGUGUGCUUGCUACGUUCCAACUGAGGUACACUGCACUUUUAGAUAUUUGACCGCAAUACCAACCGAGAUACAGCCAACUGUGGAAAGAAUUAACUUAGGGUACAACAGUUUGACGGUACUUAGAGAGCAUGACUUCUCAGGGUUGGAACAUUUGGAAUUGCUCAUGCUGCAUAGCAAUACCAUCCAAAAUAUUGAAGACAGGGCUUUUCAUGAUCUCAAGUCCUUGCAGGUCUUAAAGAUGAGUUACAACAGAGUGAAAGAGCUCAAGAAGGAGACGUUUCGUGGCCUAAACAAUCUUUUGCGCCUCCAUAUGGACCACAAUCGCAUUGAAUUCAUCAAUCCAGAGACUUUUUAUGGCCUGACUUCCCUACAGCUGGUCCAUUUAGAAGGCAACUUGCUGCAGCAGCUUCAUCCAGACACGUUCAUAACUUUGAGACACAGCCAGAUUUUCGAAAUUUCCUCUGUCAAGACCAUUUACUUGUCUGACAAUGUUCUGACCAGCCUUCCCACCACUAUCUUUGCGGGCUGCCAUCAGCUAGAAAAUGUCUACCUUCAUGGAAAUCCCUGGUCUUGUGACUGCCAGAUGAACUGGUUUACAGAGUGGGCUGACAGGAAUCCUGGUGUGUUGAAAUGCAAAAGAGACAGGAAUUAUGCCAGAGGACAACUCUGCCCCAUCUGUGAAACUCCAAAAACCUCUCGAGGCAGAAAUAUAGCCCACUUAUCCCAUGAUCACUUCACAUGCACCAAACCAUGGAUACACAUGAAACAAAAAAAUAUUACCUUGGAUGAAGGUGACUUUACCCCAGUUUUUCCCAAGGACUUCAUUGCACCCAUUGGCAUGCUGGAGAUGAAUGUGACAGAUCAGUUCCACAAUGAUGCCAGUGUAUCCUGUGUCAUACAGAGACCCUCUGGGAUGGAAAAUCUGACUGUGAGUCAGAGUAGCAACAAUGAGGAUGUAAUGACACUGAGUGCAGUGGUCACCACAUCACUAGUUUGCAAUAUUGACUAUGAGCACAUCCGACAGCUCUGGAGCAUCCUUGCAACAUAUAGUGAUUCUCCAAUGAAACUGGAGCGAGGAUUAUUACUCACCAGGUCACCAGAAAUGAUUUUCCAGUACAGACAACAAAGGCCAGAUGAGAAUGACGUCUUCACAGACAUUGUGGCAGAGAUCAAGGCCAGCCCUGGAUGGCUAAUGCAAGGAGAGAUUACAUUACAGCUGGACAGGACAACAACCACCUACUCAACCCUACACAUCAAAUACAGAUCUCUCAUUCAGCUAAAUGUUGAAAGUAAGAGAGAGAGAAAGGACAGAUAUAGCUGGGCCAUGAUCAAAAAAGACAACCAAACUAAAACUGAGCACACUGUCCUAAUUGGUGGAUUGGCUGAACUGGAUUGUCAGACUUUUGGAGAUCCCAAACCCAUGGUUGAGUGGAUUUUACCUGAUGGCAGCAAGAUCCGUGCACCAUACUACAGUGAGGACCGGAGAAUUGUUAUCUCAGACAAUGGAAAGCUUACGCUCAGGGCAGCUGACAGCUCAGAUGCUGGACUUUACCGGUGCAUUGCCACUAAUUAUUUGGAUGGAGAUGUCCUUACCUUCAGGGUUACUGUGUUGUCUCCAGAUGUGGAGGAGGAGGAUGUGAAUGGAGUGCAACUCUCGCUUUCACAAGGACAGAAUUUAGUUCUUAAUUGUGAAUCCACAGGUAGUCCGGAGGCUUCAGUUCAAUGGAUAUUACCUGAUAACACAGUAUUAGACAAAUCUUAUGGGAACAGGAAACUCUACAAAAAUGGUACAUUAGGAAUACAUGGACUCACAGAGAGGGACAGAGGCUUUUAUAGAUGUUUGGCUGCUAAUUACCUCGGGGCAGAUUUGCUUGCUUCCCAAAUAACCAUAACCAAUGAAGGGAAAAGAGGAAUAAUGUUUACAGAUACUGAGGCUUCAGAGGCAGUAACUGGUGUUAUGCCACUGCUCAGUGACAAGAACCCAAAUGUGACACCCAUGAUGGAUGGACCAUCUCCAAGGGCGGAGCCCGUCGUCCACACGUCCAUAGACCCUGAGAGCCAGACCACUUUUACUGCAGUCACCACCACACAACGAGAACAAGAUGAAAUUACAUUUCACACCACUCAGAAGAUCAAGUCAUCUACUGAGAACACACAAUUGAAGCCCAGGAUUGUAGGGGGUAAUGCAGCCAGUUUUACUGUUCUGUCAAGCUCAGAUGCAUUCCUGCCUUGUGAAGCUGCCGGUGAACCUGUACCCACCAUCACCUGGAGGCGAUUCUCCUCCAGAAGUACCUUUACUAUCAAGGGCAAGAUGGGCAAAUUUGAGGUAUUCAAGAAUGGAACAUUGUUCAUCCAAAACGCAAAUAUCAAGGAUCGUGGACAGUAUCUAUGCCUGGCUGAGAAUGAUUAUGGCUCAGACAAGCUCCUAGUUACCCUUUCUGUGGUUGCCUACCCUUCACGUAUUCUGGAACCAAAGGUUAGAGAGAUCAAAGUUCAUUCUGGAGAUACAGUUGAAAUGAAGUGCAAGGCAGAGGGCAGGCCUCUGCCUUUGGUCUCAUGGAUCCUCGCCAAUCGUACUCAGGUGAGGGGUCAAAACACUGAACAUGAGAGGGUAACUGUGACACCUCAGGGGACCCUGGUUAUCCAACAGGUGUCAGUUUAUGACCGAGGUCACUACAAGUGCAUUGCUAGCAACCCUGCAGGAGCAGAUACUGCCACUGUCCGUCUACAAGUCGUUGCAGCACCCCCUGGUAUUCUGGAGGACAAGCGGCAGCAGGUGAAGGCACAUGUCGGGCAGAAUCUGUGGCUGCCUUGUACAGCUAAUGGAGACCCCCAGCCUACAACACACUGGGUUUUAGUUGACGGGACUGUAGUGCGGCCCCUUCGCUACAUUGACUCUAAGGUGUCAGCAUUCUCCAAUGGUACCCUUCUUCUGAAGGACCUGGAUAUCACAGACAGUGGAAAAUAUGAGUGUAUUGCAACAAGUUCCACAGGGUCAGAGCGGCGAGUGGUCACCCUGACUGUAGAAAAGACUGAGACAGCUCCCCAGAUCACAGCAACAUCACAGCACAUAACUGAACUCAGCUAUGGAGAUCGUCUGUACCUGAACUGCUCUGCCAUUGGAGACCCUAAACCACGGAUCAUUUGGAGGCUUCCCUCCAAAGCACUUGUUGAUCAGUGGCACAGAAUGGGAAGCCGUAUGCAGGUUCUCGAAAAUGGCACUCUCAUCAUUGAUUCAGUCAGUGAAAAAGAUGCUGGGGACUACCUCUGUGUUGCACGCAACAAAGUUGGAGAUGAUCUGCAGCUACUGAAGGUCACAGUAUCCAUGAAGCCAGCUAAGAUUGAACCUAAAGUCUAUGGCAAGAAGCAAGUUCCCUAUGGAAAUGACCUGAAGGUGGACUGCAAGGCCUCUGGCGCUCCAGUCCCAGAGAUAUCUUGGGGGUUGCCAGAUGGCACACUGUUAAACAGUGCCUUGCAGGCAGAUAGUAGUGGAGGAAGCCGAUCCAAACGAUACAUCCUGUUUGAUAAUGGUACACUCUAUCUGAACAAAGUGGGCAUGGCAGAGGAAGGUGACUAUACCUGUUAUGCUGAGAACACACUGGGUAAGGAUGAAAUGCAUGUUCACAUCACUGUGGUGACAGCAGCACCUCGCAUCCGCCAACCGAGCCAUACCUAUGUCAAAGUAAAGCCAGGUGGGAACAUCCGGUUUGACUGUGAGGCUGUUGGGGAGCCCAAGCCAAAGAUCCUAUGGAUGCUCCCCUCAAAUGAUAUGAUUGCUGCCUCUAAUGAACGUUACUUAAUGCAUGUAAAUGGAUCUCUCGACAUCAGAGACAUAAAGCUUGUUGAUUCUGGAGAAUAUGUCUGCAUGGCUCGCAAUACAGCUGGUGAAGAUAGCAAAGUGUACAAGUUGGACAUAGAUGGCAAUCCACCUAUCAUAAAUGGCUAUUACCAAAAUAGAACUGUGGUCAAAGAUACAGCUGCCAAGUACUCCAGGAAACUGAUUGACUGCAAGGCAGCAGGGGACCCUCCACCACAGAUCACUUGGAUUAUGCCAGAUAACAUCUUUCUAACAGCGCCAUAUUAUGGAAGCAGGAUCAACGUCCAUCACAAUGGUACUCUGGAGAUCCGUAACGUCAGACCAACAGAUACAGCAGAAUUUAUAUGUAUGGCACGUAAUGACGGAGGAGAGGCAGUCAUGGUGGUACAAUUGGAGGUUACCAGUAUGCUCAGAAGGCCCAUCUUCAAAAACCCUUUUAAUGAACGGGUGGUAACCCAUGUGGGUAAGACCACAGUUCUCAAUUGUUCUGCUGAUGGACAGCCCACUCCAGAGAUCACUUGGCUCUUGCCCAACGGUACACACUUUGUUGGAGGUUCUGACAGGGACUCUAAAUAUCAUCAAGGCAAUGAUGGUUCCUUUGUCAUCUACAAACCCAGCAAGGAAGAUGCAGGGAAGUACCGCUGUGCUGCUAAAAACAAGGUGGGCUACAUUGAAAAAUUGAUUGUUCUGGAAGUUGGACAGAAGCCUUUCAUUUUGACAAGACCAAGAGGCAUUAUCCGCAGUGUGGCUGGGGACCCUCUCUUCCUGCACUGCCUGGCUGAUGGAAUCCCCCGCCCAAACAUCUUUUGGACCCUUCCAGGGGGUCACAUCCUUUCACGCCCACAGUUCAGUGGCCGAUAUCAGGUGAUGGACAAUGGCACACUGGUCAUCCGUGACACAACCCUCCAUGACCGUGGUAACUACCAUUGUCGGGCCAAGAGCGUUGCUGGGGAAGCAGUUCUCACCAUACCUGUCAUCAUCAUCGCCUACCCACCACGCAUCACCAGUGGGCCCCCGCCAAGUAUGAGGGCAGUGGCAAGUUCUCCUGUGCAGCUUAACUGUGUUGCUGUUGGGAUCCCCAAACCAGAUAUCACUUGGGAGCUCCCUGAUCGGUCCGUCCUUACUGCAGCUGGACAGGGCCGACCUGCUGGCAGUGAGCUGCUCCAUCCACAGGGUACACUCAUUAUCCAGAAUCCGACAAGGGCAGACUCUGGCACAUAUAAGUGCCUGGCAAAGAACGCCCUUGGCAUGGACACCAAGGUCACAUAUUUAAGAGUCAUGUGA
This is a messenger RNA of Chanos chanos (milkfish), 5205 nucleotides long. It is a transcript of the gene igsf10, whose product is annotated as immunoglobulin superfamily, member 10. The transcript has 8 exons. The coding region runs from base 1 to 5205 and encodes 1734 amino acids. Gene Ontology annotation, cellular component: extracellular region. NCBI's taxonomy places the organism in Eukaryota, Metazoa, Chordata, Actinopteri, Gonorynchiformes, Chanidae. Gene Ontology annotation, molecular function: protein binding. The record is from RefSeq and is a predicted model, not a curated record.